Molecule: messenger RNA, 8621 nt
Organism: Frankliniella occidentalis (western flower thrips)
Lineage: Eukaryota; Metazoa; Arthropoda; Insecta; Thysanoptera; Thripidae
Gene: rdgB
Product: protein retinal degeneration B
Exons: 25
Coding region: 402-4289 (1295 amino acids)
Biological process (GO): phospholipid transport
Cellular component (GO): cytoplasm
Molecular function (GO): phosphatidylcholine binding; phosphatidylinositol binding; phosphatidylinositol transfer activity
Source: RefSeq, a predicted model, not a curated record
GCCCGCCCCGCUCGCGCCCCGUCCAGGUCCCGUCCCGCCCUGGACGCUGUGACGCCGCCGCGCCCCGCCGCGCCCCGCCGCGCCCCGCCCCGCCACGUCGCCACGCGGCAGGCACGCCCCGCCCCGCCACGGCAGAGUGCGGCUGAUUAGCGACGCUGGGCAGCACGGCGACAUGUGGCCCUGACCACGGUGCCGCGGCCGCGCCCCCCAGCUGCACCAGGCAGGCCCUGGGCGUCUUGUCGGGGCAGCAGGAGCAUGGCGUAACACCGCACCACGAGCUUGGCCGUGGCCGCCGGGGGCUAGCUGCAGCUGCAGCCCACCACCGCCCCACCCGGCGCCCCCCGCCGCUCGCCCCGCGCUGAGGGCCUUGUGCGUCCCGUCCGCACCGGCCCACCGUCACCAUGCUCAUCAAGGAGUACCGCAUCCCGCUGCCGCUCACGGUGGACGAGUACCGCAUCGCGCAGCUCUACAUGAUAGCGAAAAAGAGCAGAGAUGAGAGUAAAGGUACAGGAAGCGGUGUUGAGAUCCUGGUGAAUGAACCCUAUGAGGGAGGACCCGGGGGAAACGGCCAGUAUACCCACAAAGUGUAUCAUGUUGGCAGCCAUUUGCCAGGGUGGUUCAAAAGCCUCCUCCCAAAAUCUGCCCUCACUGUGGAGGAGGAGGCCUGGAAUGCUUACCCAUAUACAAAGACUCGUUACACCUGCCCAUUUGUUGAAAAGUUUUCUCUGGAAAUUGAAACUAGAUACUUUCCAGAUAAUGGUUACCAAGAAAAUGUGUUUGAGCUGAAAGGAAGUGACCUCCGAAAUCGUAUCGUUGAUGUCAUUGAUGUUGUGCGAGAUCAAAUUGAAUAUGUGCCCCAAGAAGAUCCAAAACAAUAUGUAUCAGAGAAGACGGGCCGAGGACCUCUCACUGAGAAUUGGUUAGAGGAGUAUUGGACUGAGUGUAAGAGCAAAAAGAUGCCUACCUCAAGUGGCAAGGCUCUCAUGUGCGCCUAUAAGUUAUGUCGAGUUGAAUUCCGGUACUGGGGCAUGCAGACAAAAUUAGAAAAAUUCAUCCAUGAUGUUGCCUUAAGAAAAACUAUGUUAAGAGCACAUAUUCAAGCAUGGGUUUGGCAAGAUGAGUGGGUAGGAUUGACUAUGGAAGAUAUUAGAAACAUAGAGCGUGAAACUCAGGAAUUACUUAAACGAACUAUGGCACAAGAUGGACAAAAUGCUCUCACUGAUUCUCCAAGUCAGGAGGCAAAUCUUGCAUCGGCCUCUGCCGGUGCUCCUCAGGGUAGUGGCACAGCUACUCCUUCCGAAUCAUCAUCAUCUGCUCAAAAAACUCUUGCAGCCACACUAGGUAGCAUUGAGAAGAAUGAUCAGGAUCAGGUAACUACCCCAAUGUGUGUGAAGAAAAAAACAGAGCGUACAACAGAUAUUCCAGCAGCUACAUGCAGUUCAGAUGAAGAUGAUUCUCCUACCAAGGCACGACUAGAUGUUACGGACUCGAGGCAAAAGGUCUGGAUGGGUAGUGAGACCGCCUCAUGGCGCAUGCAGAGUAUUGUACGCGACUCGGAUUCUGAUAGUGAUGACGAAUAUUUUGACUGCCAAGGUUCACAUUCUAUAUCCGAAGAUGCUGAGGUUGAGGCCCUUGCAAAAUGGAGUUCUUUAGAACUUUUGAAUGAAGAAAAUACUGAAGGACCCACUGCAUCCAACACUCGAGAUAAAAAUGAUAGCAUAUUUUCUCACACGUACCUUCAAAGAGUUGUCAGUGAGCGGACAAAAGCAGGUGGACGGGGAAGAAUGCUACAUUAUGCAGGACGCAGCAGCAUCGAAGUUGAUGCAUUAUCAUGUCCUGGGUCGCCAACCAUGUCUCUUGUAACUGGGCAGCAGCCAUCAUGUCCUACAUCCGUCCUUCUUCUGGUGAUGCAUGCUGGCAGUGUAUUGGAUGCUAAUACAGAGCUUCCUGCUAAGAAAUCUGACAUCACAACGUUUAGAGGCUCAUUUGAAUGUGUUAUGCGACAGCAUUAUCCAUCAAUGGUGGGCCAUGUAGCCAUUAAGUUAGUCAGCUGCCCAUCUGUGUGCACAGAGGGUCUUGGUAUUUUAUCUAGUCUUAACCCAUACAGUUUUGAUGUCUCUCCAUCUUGUCUGGAUGCUCCACAAGUUACGCAUGAUUCUAUUCCAAUUGGUUCCAUACCUUUGUUGGCAACUGCCAAUGCAGCAGAGUAUCAAGAUGCAGUUUCUAGAGCUGUCACCAAUGCCAAUAGCACUUAUCAUGAGUUUUUGAAGUCAGAGGAGGGUCUUGGUUUUAGUGGACAAAUUUGCAUUAUUGGGGAUUCAAUGGGUUCUGUCCUUGCGUAUGAUGCAUUAUGCCGCUCAGGAUCAAGGCAAGACUUGGAUAAUGAUAUAGAACAGCGAAGUGGAGAGGACCAUGAGCUGCAUCGUAGCCACUGUGAUAUUGGAGAUGAAACCUAUCUGUCAGCAAGCCGACUGCUCAGUGCUCCGAGUGGAAACAGACGAAGAUCAUCAUCUACAAGUGAUCAUGCUCACCAAAUAAAACUUGAGUUUGAAGUGAGUGAAUUAUUCAUGUUUGGGAGUCCUUUGGCACUUGUUUUGGCAUACCGAAAAAUAUCAGUUGCAGAGGAAAAGAAUGCUCCCAUAUCUCGUCCAUGUGUUCAACAAGUGUACAACCUGUUUCACCCAACUGACCCAGUAGCAGCUCGCAUUGAACCACUACUCUCUGCUCGGUUCUCUAUGUUACCUCCAAUCAACAUUCCUCGAUAUCAAAAGUAUCCCCUUGGAAAUGGUCAACCAUACCACUUGUUGGAAGUCAUCCAGGCGAACCCGCAGACUUUCUCAGAUGGUCUCAGUGUUGCUACUCCUACCUCUCACUUGCGACGUAUGUCUGAAAUCAGCAUUCAAAGCACUGUCUCUGGUGUCAUAGACUCUCUACCCCUUCACACCAUCAAUGCCUUGACUCAAAAAUGGUGGGGAAAUAAACGGUUGGACUAUGCCUUAUACUGCCCAGAAGGCUUGUCCAACUUCCCUACCAAUGCACUCCCACAUCUCUUUCAUGCUAGUUACUGGGAAUCAUCAGAUGUUAUUGCUUUCAUCUUACGGCAGCUGGGACGCUUUGAGCUUCUUCAAGCUCUAGGUCAUGAUGACAAAGAUCUAGUAGCUUUUAGUCCCAAUCAACCCCGUGAAAAAUGGAUUCGGAAACGAACAUCUGUGAAGUUAAAGAAUGUUUCACCAAAUCAUCGAGCUAAUGAUGUUAUUGUAAAGGAGGGUAAACCGCAAACUCUUUUAGCAAGAUUUAUGUAUGGUCCCCUUGAUAUGAUAACACUACAUGGAGAAAAGAUUGACAUUCACAUUAUGAAAGAUGCUCCUGCUGGCGAAUGGCAAUUACUAUCUACUGAAGUGACUGACAAAAAUGGUCGAGUUUCAUAUACAAUCCCUUCUGAUAAGGCUUUGGGCUAUGGUAUUUACCCGAUCAAAAUGGUUGUGAGAGGAGAUCACACAUCUGCAGAUUUCUAUAUGGCUGUUGUUCCGCCCAAAACUGAAUGUAUAGUCUUCAGCAUAGAUGGUUCCUUUACAGCAAGUAUGUCAGUAACUGGAAGGGACCCUAAAGUUCGGGCUGGAGCUGUUGAUGUUGUCAGACACUGGCAAGAAUUGGGUUAUUUGAUAAUAUAUGUAACUGGGCGACCAGAUAUGCAACAGCAAAAAGUUGUGUCGUGGCUCUCUCAGCACAACUUUCCUCAUGGGUUGGUUUCAUUUGCUGAUGGUUUGUCAACUGAUCCUCUUAGACACAAAACUACAUACUUACAAGCUCUACAAGAGGCACAUGAUGUUCUCAUUCAUUCUGCUUAUGGAAGCAGCAAGGACAUUGCUGUAUACAGAUCUCUUGACCCCAUUCCAAAGCAAAUUUACAUAAUUGGGAAGGUGUCUAAGAAACAUCAGUCUCAAGCCAUUGUUCUCUCUGAGGGCUAUGCUGCUCAUCUUGCCCAACUUGUAGCUCCAGGAGGCUCCCGCCCUGCCCAGGGAAAUGCUCGUAUGGUGAUCCCCAGAGGAUAUUUUGGCCUACCAGGACACAAUGCAUCCCUUAGAAGGAGAAGGAAUGCUGCUAAAAGAACAAAGUCAUUCCCAGUCAUGGGUCAUAGUCAAGAUGUGAGUACAGCUCCUAGUCGAGGUCUACGGGGCAGUUCCGCACCACAUUCGGCUACUGGUCCAGCACCAUCUUGUAUCCCUCCCCAGACGCCCCCUGCUCAGACAGCAUCUGGGACAGGAACAGGAGUCUCUGAUAAACUGUGACGAAGCAUGUCGCGCUGCUCCUGUUUCUUCAGCUCCAAAGACUCUACGACGUCUGGUGAGGACAAUUUACCUUCACCGAAGUAGUCGACAUUCCAAAUCCCAUAGUUCCUUAUCUACCUCAAAAGCACUCUAUGGAGCAUCAUUUGUUUAAUGUUGGACGGAUUCUUAAGGGUGCUUUCAAAAAUGGUAUCUUGAGAGAUGGUUCUCUGUGGGAAAAUUUGUGAAUAAAGCUGGGUAAGAAAACUGCAGCGCAGUACAUUUUUAAUAUAUUAUCUUUUAAAACUGAGUGCUUAGGUCACAUGGUUUCUGUGUAAAAGUAAAUGUUUUAGUUUUAGAUGAGUUGUAGAGAAAAUUCCUUCAUCAAAUCAAAAUUCCAAUGCCAAUGAUGUUUCUUACUGUGGAAAAUAUAAGGUACCAUUUUAAAGGAUUGCAUUAAGUAAAAUUGAAACAUGUUUAGAACAAUGCCAAUGACAUAGCAUUUUCAUCUCACACUUGAUUGAAGUGUAAUUUUUUUUUCUCUGGUAUUUAUUUUAAUCUGUUUAGUAUAACUUUGAAAAGAUGUAUUAAACUUGUACUGCCAAUGGCACGCACACAUCCAAACAUACUACAUCAAUCAUCACUUAAAUGUUCAUUAUUUAAGGGGAGAAAAAAACCUUGUGCAAUCUCUCAUACAUGUACCGUAUUAUAUUUUAUACCAAAGAAAUGGUUGGUUUGGAGUAAACACUUUACAUGUUGGAAUGAGCUUCAUUUUUUAUAUCUUAACCGUAAGAUUCAUUGACUUCAUGUGUAAGUAGAUGACCUAGACUCAAGAACUCUUAUAGCAUUUUAAGUGUACAUACAUUUUGAGUGUCAUUGGGAAAAAAUAAAACUAACUUUAUGUCUUCAUUUGAUAGAUGUUACAGUAAAAGACCUUCAGAAGCUUUCUUGCUGAAUUACACAUAUCAUGUUUUACUGUAAGGUUUGUAGAAUUAGUAUGAAAAUGUAUAUAAUGUUCAUAUUUUGUCUGUAUUAUGUUGCCUCCUUUGCAAAUUACUGAACUGUUACAGAGUGUGCUUAUUUAAUUCAAUGGAGAUGCGAAUCUACUGUUUGUUUGCAAAUCUAGAAUCCCAUCUUUUGUGAGACUGCAGCAUUUCCAUUUAUAGUACUUACAAGCAUACUGGUGAUAAAAUAUUAAGUGAAUGUGGCUACAUAUGUGCAUAUGUAUUACAUAUUUUUGUUUCAAACCAAAAGGCUGUGUUUGUUCAUUGCUAACCAUAAAUCUCAUCCUUUCCCCCCAUACCCAUAAAAUCAAGUCAGCCUAACUCCUGUACACGUCCUCCUUUCAAACACUGAGAGUUUGAUACUGUAAUUGUUGUAGCUAGUUAAAAAAUAUCUUAAUGAUUGUAUUAUGUGUAGGUUUAAGCAGUCUUAUUUGCAAGAGUUGGUACCUUUCUAAGGCAUAUUCUUCGUAAAAAGUGGAAAUUGCUCGAAGUACUUUGUUCUAAAAACCAAUGUUACCAUUAUUUUAAUUGAAUGUUGUACAGGGUUCAUUCAUAGAAAUGUAUAUUGUCUAUGUUUUAAUUUUUCAGAGUGUACUUGAACUUAUCCGCCCAAGAGUUUCAUGUGUUUAUUCUUUAAGUGAGCUUGUGUUUUCAAAAUUCUUGUGUGUAUAAGAUUACUUAAUAGGUUCAUACAUUUCUUUACUGGCAUUUUUCAGAAUUGUCAACUGCCCCCUACAUUAACUUUACCUGAAGUUUCCAUCACGUUAAAAGCAAACCAACAAAAAAACAUGGAUUAAGCAUUAUUUUUUUGCAAACAGAUGUAUAAACUGCCUCAUCAUAAUAAAUUUAGGUACUUCUCAUUAUUACCUCUACUUGUGUCCUGUGAAGUGAUGGCUCUUGAGCAUUAAGUAAUUAAUUUAACUGAAACUAGAAAAUAUAUGCCUGCUAAGAAUAUUUUUCUACUGUUGCUACUUUCUUCGCGCUUUUGCUUUGGAAACUAUGAUCAGCCUUGUGAUCAUAUUGUUGCUUUGGAUUUAUGGUGGCUGACUUACUAAUUCUACUAUUGUAGCCUUAAUUGGUUAAGUAUAAAUAUUAUUGUGCCAUCCAUUAUUGUUUAGUUAAAGAAGCUAAAUAUAUGAAAUCAUUAGUUUUGUUAAAAGUUCAACCUAAAGGGGGAAGGCUCCAGGCUUUAAAUUUGUUAUCAAUUGAAAUAACAUGACAUGAUUUUACAUCUACCCUUAUAUUCUCAAAUAAGUGGGCUUGUGAAAUUAUUUUUUGUUUUGUUAAUUUGGUGAGGUGAUGAUACGCUUAAAAGUAUAGUUUGGACAAAGUAAUUGUCAUAUUAGAAUUACUAGGAACAUUUUGUCAUUUAUUGAUUGUUCUAUUUUUAAGCUGGCCCUUUAGGCAAUUCCCUGUUUUUACUAUUUUAAGGUAAACUACUAUUUUUAUGCAGCUGUUUGAUGUUUAUGAGUUGCUAAAGAUCUAUUACUGUAUAUGAAUGGAAAUUAUUAUCAGAUUUUUGAUUUAAAUUACUCUAGCCUUUUUAUUCUUGCUCUUCCGCAGUCUUAAGAAAUGAGCAAUAAUUGAAGUACAGCUUUGGGCAGUUUGUUGAGAGCCCUUGUUCAAAUUGUACAUUAAACAUUUCUUGUCCGACUAAGUGUCACACGGCCUUUUCCAUUUGCAUUGGUAACACAUACCCAGCCAGAAAUCAGUGAUCGAGUCAAUAUUGACCGACGUUGAAUUGAUGUCGGUUGCAACACAGAUUUCUGGCUGGGUAGAUGUGUUGUUUGCAAACAAUGAAAGCAUAAAUAUUGUGUAUUGUAAUUUUAAAUCAUUUUCAUGAAAGGAUGUUUCCAUAUUAGAUGUAGAGCUAUUGCUCACAUGCGGAGCAGUACACAGCAAAAUUAACUAUUUUAACUCCAACGUUUUGUAUUUUUGUGAAACAUUAACAGUAUGGUAAUUAUUAGCCAUUUAUUUUCAAACAUUAGAGAGCAUUUAUUAAAAAACAAAACAAAAGCAUAAGAUUUGGUGUAGGUUGGAUGAAAAAUAUGACUUUUGAAAUCAUUAUUUACUGCCUUUAUAUUCCAUGUCAUUGGUUCAUAUUGCAUGGCUCAGAGAAGUGAUUGCGUGUUUACCUGUUUUAUCUUGCUAGCACAGAAUAACAGUUUCGUAGUGCUUGUUUUGAUGUAUUUAAAUCUGUUUCGUUACGGAUUUCCUCUAAAGCCAUAAUAAAUAACUUCCAAACAUCCAUUAGAUUCUAAGAAAUGUAAAGACAAUCUUUAUGAAAGGGAUUUCAACAAUAAUUACUCUAGCAUGGUUGAUGAAAAGCAAGUUAAAAUAGUGAGUUCUAUCUCUUGUACACCUUUCCUGAAUUUAACACAAGGUUUGUGAGAAAUUAUUGAGUUUACAGGACACCAAAAAUCAUACCUUAUAAUAUAAUGAGAGUGCUCUAAUCAACUUUGCAUGGUGAAGUUUGUGACAAAAACUUUCUUGAACUUGAAUGACCCCAAUGAUGUGGCACAGCCGUACUUCUCCAAUGUAGUGUGACAUCUGUUUGUUCAUCCCCAUCCCUCCAAUAUUAAUUGCAACAUAAAGAAGACGUUUGUUGGCAUUUCUUAUGGGAAUUUUUUUCUACUCCUGCUGAACAAAAUGAGUCAAUAUCUAUUUCAUUUCAAAUUCCUGUCACAGUAGUUCAUAGUUUCCUGUGAUUUUUAUUUCAAAUUUGUUAAUAAGAUUCAAUGUUACCAAUUAUUGACUAGGUUGUAGUGAAAUUGUUUGUGAAUAAUCUAAGGUAGAUUUCUAAAGGACAAUGUUCCCGGCCUUAAAUAUUUUUUUGGGUUAAUUUACUGAAAUUAAGUAAUAAUUAUCUCACCUGUGAUUUAUAGAUGGAACAUAUUUGAGGAAGUUUACUGAGUAUGUCAAACAAAUGGGCUCACUUUGCGUAGAUGCUUCACCUUUUCUCCUGUUCUAUGCCAGUGUAAGAUUUAGCUUUUAUGAAGGGAAAAAGAAAAUGUUUGUUGAGAGGAGGUAUGAAUGUACCCAAGUGUAUUCCAUUUAAAAUAAACCAAAUUAUGUUGCCAGAAACAAAUCAACUGUCUUCUAAACUGCUAGUGAUUCUGCUGUGAAUAAUGGGUUCUUAAUAAAGAGGAUCAUUUACAGUUAUUCCAGUUUAUUUCCAUUCAUUUUGAAUGUUGAGAUAACAACAUCAUAACAAUACAAGUACUUCCGUGCACAACCACACGCUUCAAUGAACAAAAUUUCCCAGAUCAUUUACAUAUAUCACAGAAGAUAUUACCAAGUUUGACAAGUAUUCAACAGCAUGAAGAAGCAGGCUUCAUAGUCACUAUAAAAA